Molecule: messenger RNA, 588 nt
Organism: Hibiscus syriacus
Lineage: Eukaryota; Viridiplantae; Streptophyta; Magnoliopsida; Malvales; Malvaceae
Product: auxin-responsive protein SAUR72-like
Exons: 1
Coding region: 106-552 (148 amino acids)
Biological process (GO): response to auxin
Source: RefSeq, a predicted model, not a curated record
UUUCGUUUUCUUUAUUUUCUCUUCUUCUUCAUCAACCUCCAUAUUGGAUAGUAAUAGAUUCACCGUCACACUCCAACGUAUAUUUUCUUCCUCAUAAAACGCCAAAUGAAACAACUUAUCCGCCGUCUCUCCCGUGUUGCCGAUACCUCCUCCCAGUACAGACUCCUCCGUUCCGACACCUCCACGGACACGCGUAGAACCGAAUCAUUCCGCGUCGCCGUCUCCUUCUCGAAGAAGCCUGGACGCCUGACGGUUCCCGAAGGUCACGUACCGGUUUACGUGGGGGAAGACAUGGAGCGAUUCGUCGUGAGCGCGGAGUUGCUGAACCACCCGGUUUUCGUUGGGUUGCUUAAUAAGUCGGCUCAGGAGUAUGGGUAUGAGCAGAAAGGGGUGCUUCAUAUUCCCUGUCACGUGCUGGUUUUCGAACGGGUCAUGGAAGCGUUGAGACUUGGGGUCUCGUCACAUGACCUCCAAGAUCUCCUCCGUUCUUUCUCGGACGACUGUUUUUUUAUUUCUAGGAUGAAGAAAACGGUACUACGCUGUCGUUUUUAGUUGUGUAAAUAUAGAAGCUUAAAGGAAAACUGAAAA